Pocillopora verrucosa is the source of this 1798-nucleotide messenger RNA. RefSeq names its product probable ethanolamine kinase. Gene Ontology annotation, biological process: phosphatidylethanolamine biosynthetic process. Gene Ontology annotation, cellular component: cytoplasm. Lineage: Eukaryota; Metazoa; Cnidaria; Anthozoa; Scleractinia; Pocilloporidae. The record is from RefSeq and is a predicted model, not a curated record. Gene Ontology annotation, molecular function: ethanolamine kinase activity.
CUACGGUAUUUAUACAAGGUAUAAACUGAAAUUGGGAAAUCUUUUAAAGGCAGAAGUUAUUCGUCAUGGAAAUUGCUCAUUUCAAGCACAAAUUAGAUGCAGAAAGUAUCGAAGAAAGCAUCAAGCCCAUUCUAAGGCAGUUGAGACCAGAUUGGAACAUCAACGAAGUCAAAUUCAAACAGUUCAAUGAUGGAAUCAGUAACAUGCUCGUGGGCUGCAAUAUGCCGAGUCUUGCUCCCGGCGAGAUGAUCCUUUUCCGAUUGUUCGGGAAUAAAACCGAGCUUUUUAUAGAUCGGGAAAAAGAGCUGGAAACCUUUCAGAUUUUGCACUCUAAGGGCUACGGACCCCCUGUCUACGGGACUUUGGAGAAUGGUCUGUCGUACGGAUUUUUGGAGGGGGAUGUUCUCGACACCGAUAUGAUUGCGGACCCGCAUAUAUCUUCACUAUGUGCUCGUCACGCAGCUCAGUUACACGCAAUCAAAAUUGAUCACGAGAAUUCCAAACAUAGAGCAGAACCAAUGCUUUUCAAUGGAAUGAUGAAAUACUUGAAUCUUCUUCCCGAAAAGUUUGAAGACCCGGAGAAAAACGAAAGGUUUGAACAGCAAGCUCCCAGCAAAGCUAAAUUAAAGGAGGAGAUUGAAAGCCUCAAGAGUGUUUUACUAAAACACAAAUGUCCUGUGGUGUUCUGUCAUAAUGACAUGCUCUGUAAAAAUUUACUUUACAAUAAAGAUAAAGAUAUUAUUCUUAGUAUUGAUUAUGAGUAUGCCAGCAUGAACUUCUUGCCUUUCGACAUAGGAAAUCACUUCUGUGAAUAUGCAGGAGUGGAUGAGGUUGAUUACAAUUUAUAUCCCAAAAGAGAACAUCAGUUAAAAUGGAUUGCUGUUUAUCUUGAAGAAGCUGCAAGAUUAAGAGGUGAGACAAAUCCUAAAAUUUCUGAUGCAGAAAUAGAAAAGCUGUAUGUGCAAGCCAAUCACUUUGCUCUGGCAGCUCAUUUCUAUUGGUCAUUGUGGGCCUUGGUGCAAGCACACUUCUCAGCUAUUGACUUUGAUUUCUUAGGGUAUGGAAUAACUCGUUUUAAUGAGUAUUUCAGAAGAAAAGAGGAGUUCUUGGCAUUGUCUUAUGAUUAGUGACCAAGAUCAACAGAUGUCUCUUGAUAAAGUAGCAAUAUUGUUAGUAAAUUAGUUUAAUUGUAGGAAGCACAACUUUUAAGGCUGUGUUGUAUUAGUGGUCAAUCCUUGGCUGUAAGAAAAAUCCUUGUAAUAAGCAUGAAUUUAUCAUAAAUGGUUUAGUACUAUCUUACAAUCUGAGCAACAUUUGAUCAAAGAUUCUGAUUCUUAUCAUCUCAAGGGAAUAAGACAUACAUAUUUAUAAGUAAUAUGCUACAAAAUAAAAGUGGAUAUUUUUUUAUUAUCAGGUAACAUCUGCACCAAACCAGGAUAACUAAUGAUUAUAGGCAUUUCCUGAGUAACAACUGUGUUAAGUUGAUACCAAGCAGUUUUAUUUUCAUGUGCUGGUCACAACAUAAAAUCAUUAUCAAACGUUUUUGUUGUUAAUAAAUUAGGGGUAUGAUUAUAGUAGUACUUUGUCAGGAAGAGGAAGAAGUGGAUCAAAUCUAAGAUAAAACUUGUCCGUGAAAGCUUAGAUCUGUGGUACUAAUACAGUCUGAAUAAAAAAAAUUAUAAACUCAAACAAUUGGCUUUUGCUUCCUAGUACUAUUAAGUUGUUGAUAAAUGUUGAUAAAGUAGAAAGGAAAAAAAAUUAAUAGAAAGAAAAAAUAAGACAUGGCCUAUCUUCUUUG